AUGUCCGAUUCUCGGACUAACUUACUCUCCCCUUCUUCCAAGGGGUCUCCUCGAAAUCCUGAACACACUUACUAUACCUUACCACCGGAUCCAUUUUCAACUGAAGAAGAAGAAUCCGUAAAAUCCAUUCACUUUCAUGAUCCAUUAAACGACGAAGGUCACAAUGCAUUUCUGGAAAUUAACGAAAAUCUUGUGAUUAUUCGUGAUGUGAUCAAAAAUUUGGCGCCACUGGGAUCAAUUAAGAAUCCGGAGGAGUUAAUAACGGAUGCAAUUGUGGAUUAUGUGUUUGAAAAGUGCAAGAAGAAUCAAAAUGUCGUUUUCGUCACCCUCCACUACGUAAGGGGACUACAAGAAGUGGAUAAAGUUCAUGAUGGUCAUGGAGGCGGUGGCCCGGCCGUAAGAAGCAUGAGAAAGAGGAGAAUCGAGUGUGGUGAGAUUUUGGCCAGGGAAUUAGUCCAUAAAUUUGAAGAUCAAGAUCAAAUGUUUACUGAGGUGUUAACAAGGCGAUAUGCAUUUUCUCAAUAUGAUGUCAUUGCAGAACGCAGAAAUGCUUUGGAGCUUGCCGUCAGAUUGCAUAGUAAUCCCGGAGAUCAUGGCAGUGUCUUUUUGGCGGACGACGAGGCAUUGUGGAUAGGUGAUUUAAUGCCUCGGGUUUCCGCGCAUCCGAAAAUUUCGGCACCAAUAGAAUUCUAUAUUCCAAGGCACAGAACUUCCUUCCUAGAAAACUUUCUGAAAUUUGAACUAUUGAACGUUCCAAGAAAUCAAUAUUUGCUCAAUGUUGUUGCGUGGAUAACGUUGUUAAUCGUUUACACCUUGGUCGCCGCGGACUGUGAAGGAAUGCAUGAGUAUUGUGAUUUUUUGGAACGAACCAUGUACAUUCUGGUUCUCGGAUUCCUGGUGAAAGACAUAUGUGUAUUGGCCAAAUACGGAAUAAAGAUCUAUACUCACACAAGGAAAGUGAUAUCAUUGCUUCUUUACGUCAUAUUUAUCGUGGAUUUUACAUUAAGAGCAAAAAGCGUCUACGACCCGAAAUCAACCGAAACAUCGGAAUCCCAUCGUAAAGCCCUUUCACUGGUUCCUCUGUUUCUUCACUGGCGUGUUAUGCUUACCCUGGACGCAUUUCAGACUGUCGGGAGAUGGUUGACUGAAAUUUCGAGAAUUCUACGCAAGAGCAUGUCUUAUUUUAUAUUGAUGGCUUUGGCGUCACUUGCGUUCUUUCAGUCGUUUCUGGUACUCAAUGGAAAGUCAGAUAAAGUGCCCGAAAGUAAAAGCGAAUGGUCCAUUAUGUCACUUCUUGUCAAAGGAAUGCUCAAUGCACCGGACUUCCAAGCAUCUCUUCGUCUGGGAGACCGAUUCGGAUUUUUCCUCUAUUCAUUCUAUGUCUUCACCGUCAGUGUGAUUCUUUUCGCAUUCCUACUUCCACUUUUCAUGACAUCAUUCAUCACCCGACGUACUGUACCCGAAGAAUAUCUAGCUCACUUCGCCACAAUAGUGGUGCAUGACGCCGGUAACAGCGUUCCAGGUCAAUACAAUUACCCACCACCCUUCAACCUCCUCUACUACGCCGUCAUCAUGCCUGUUUGUUUCUUGAUCAACACAAGAAGAAACAGUAAUCCAUUCUUGUGGAUAAAAUUUGAGAAAACGUUAAUAGCAUCGAUCUUUUUUAUUCCGAUGAUUGUAUUUGCGAUAGUUGAGACGCGAGCCAAUAGAAAGAAAGAUAAAGAUACGAGGGGCGAAGAUAUCAGGGAUAUGCCGGAUUUGCCCGUGCCGGGAAAUGAGAAACAGAUGCUGAGAAAGAUAUCGACUGCAAUUGAAGAUAUUCAAGAACUACAAAAGAAUAUGCAUGCGAGGUUAGAGAUUAUGGAGACGCAGUUGAAAGUUUUCGGUAGUUUAUGA
Molecule: messenger RNA, 1896 nt
Organism: Acaulospora colombiana
Lineage: Eukaryota; Fungi; Glomeromycota; Glomeromycetes; Diversisporales; Acaulosporaceae
Source: the annotation of a GenBank genome assembly